AAGGACAAGGCCCUUUGCCGCUGCGUAUCGCGCUCGCGCGAAUAGCAGCGCUCGCCCCAGACGCGUGAAACCUUCACGCGCGUCGCUGCAAAGACCUACUGAGCGCGUGACACACCCACGCGUGCUCAGUUGCAAGAUCUCAAAAAGGCACAGCUCCACGCUGCCGCGAUGUUCCCGCCCGGCGCCGUGCCCGUCCAGAACCUGCCGCCCGAGAUGUUGAGGGCGCUCCAGGCUUCAUUAGCGGAAGCAUUUCAAGACAGGGACGCCGCGCGGCGCCAGUUCUUCAACGGCAACGCUGCUGUCUCUGACGACGCUGUCGACGUGGCCAUCGCGCAGUUCCGCGAGCACCUCCAGGACCCCGAGCAGGCGUCGCAAAUGAUGGCCAUGCUCGCGAUGGCCUCUUCGUUCGCGCCGCCGCCACCUAGAGACCUGGCGAUGCCCGAAGAUAGCGACAGUGACGAGGACCGCAUGCCGACGCUCGAGGACCAGGACGCGCCCGUCUUCCGGCCGCCGCCGCCGCCCAUCAAUGAUAUUCUCGGGCCCACGACGGAGGAGACCGACUCCGAGGCGUAUACUGAUGAAGAGGAGGCCGACGACGACGUCGACGUCGAGGAGGUGGAACGGAGGAAGCGCUACGAGCGCGCGCUGGCCAAGUUUCCCUAUCAGGGCGAUUUAGGGAGGGCCGUGCGCGCGCAGGACCGGGAAGCCAUCCGCUUGAUCAACCGCAUGCGCACGGCCUUCGAGACAAGGGAAGAUACGGCUGGGCUGGAGGAGGAAGCUCGAGCGUUGGUCGUGCGGAAACGAAGCGAGCAGCCUGCCGUGAAGGCGCCUUCUUUGAGACGCCGCGAGCAGGAGGAGAAGGUGAGGAAGGCCGCGCUGUUGAAACAGAGGGAAAGAGCCGAGGCUCAGAAGCGCGCAGAUGCCGAGGCCGAGCUCGCUGCGAAGCGGGAAGCAGAAAGGCAGGAGGCGUUGCGGGAGGCGCAGGCGCGCGAGGCCGAGGAGCAACGACGGGCGGCGCUUAUGGCUGAAGCUCAAGCUCGGCGGGAGGCGGCGGCGCGCGAGGAGGCGGAACGGCGCGGCGCGGCCGAGCGGACGGCCGAGGCCGAGCGCCUGGCGUCCGAGCGCGACGCCGAGGCGCUCGCCCUGGCCGCGGAGCGCGACGCCGAGGCGUCGGCGGAGGCGGCGCGCGCGGCGGCGGCGCAGCGCGCGGUCCACGCGGCCAAGGUGCCAUGA
This is a messenger RNA of Pelagomonas calceolata, 1233 nucleotides long. Lineage: Eukaryota; Pelagophyceae; Pelagomonadales; Pelagomonadaceae. The record is from the annotation of a GenBank genome assembly.